Messenger RNA from Habropoda laboriosa, 2388 nucleotides. Its product is annotated as nose resistant to fluoxetine protein 6-like. Bases 1 to 2388 code for a protein of 795 amino acids. Gene Ontology annotation, molecular function: acyltransferase activity, transferring groups other than amino-acyl groups. The transcript is spliced from 10 exons. NCBI's taxonomy places the organism in Eukaryota, Metazoa, Arthropoda, Insecta, Hymenoptera, Apidae. The record is from RefSeq and is a predicted model, not a curated record.
AUGAACCAGACGUGGUAUCAAGUCGUUCUUCUCGCAUGCUUCGCGGUCUGCGGAGUGACAUCUACUUCCAAUGUCUCAGAGAAUGCUACUCAGGAUCUAUUAACGAAUAAUCGAGUGAGGACUUUAACAGACAUGGAUAAUACUCUGGAUAGAAACUGGACCACCUUGUCAAAUGUAUUAGACAUCUUCAACGUGCGUCAUCUUGCGAAUAAUUGGACCGAAGCAAAGUAUCCCAUCGAGGAAGAGUGUGCGAAAGACAUCACUAGGUACAUCGAAGGUUUGAAGAGGCACGAAGGAUGGGCUCUGAAAGCUGACGACGCUUCAGGCAGAUACACCAACAGCUUCUUCUGGGGAAACUCCUAUUAUGUAGGAUCGUCCACCGAAUGUGCCUAUAUCGACGAAGAUUAUGGGAGGAAUAUGAAAAAUGUUCGACGAGAUGCGUCGUCGAUGGAAGAAGUGGAGGAAUUCAACACUGAGCCACAAAAAAAGAACAGUGGACUCAGUGGGAACAAUCUAUGGACUGGAAUCAGAUUGAACAAACCACCAUAUAAAUUAGGAUUUUAUAUGAUGACCAUUUCGAUGAAUACUACUCUGUCUCCAGUGACGAGAACCAUUUAUCUGGGAAUUUGUCUGCCCUUCUCAUGCUCUGCUUCUGAUGUCUCCGUAAUAGCAAAGCUUGCAGCUAGUGAGGAAGCGGCAAAACAUUCGUCAAUAGAAAAGAUACGAGAUCAGCAUGACAUGUAUAAUAUGUACGAGGAUCCAGUAUUCUGGAUUCUAUUUGGUGUGACUGGUGGCGUCCUGAUUUUGAUGGUAAUCGGUACCGGGUACGAUCUCUAUGUAACGAGAAAAUAUACUCGUGGAAGGAACGUGAUGUACGAUUUAGAAAGGCACGCAAAACUCGAACAGCUAGCCGCCCAAAAUCAAAAGUCUCUAAGUGCUUUUCAAGGUAAGGUCUACCUUCCUGUUCCAGCGGCAGAAGCUAUCAUCAACGGAGCUCAGUCGUUAGCUGUAGUUAAUAACAACAACGAUCAUGAAGGUAGUCCUCGUUCAGCUAGUCCGGAAAUACACAAAUUCAGUGUCUUCGAGGAAUUGUUGCUUUCGUUCUCAGUUCGAACCAACGUAAAGAUCAUCUGCGACGACAAAGUCGGUGGAGAUACUAUCAGCACUAUUCAUGGCCUCAGAGCGAUUUCGAUGGCCUGGGUUAUCCUUGGUCAUACCUGUAUCACCGCUUUCAAGUAUUCCGAUAAUAUGGAAUAUCGAAAGGUCGUGGAAAAGAAGUUCCUUUUCCAAACUGUCACGAACGGAGCUUUCAGCGUCGACACGUUCUUUUUCAUGGGAGGCUUACUCGUCAGCUUCCUGUACUUCAGAACGAACGCAAAAGGAGACUUAAACAAACUCACUCAGGGUACGCGAGGUGUGGUUGCUGGUGGUCUGAAAUUUAUCGGUCUUCUUGGAUAUCGAUUUUGUAGACUCACGGCUCCCUAUAUGUUUGUACUGGGAGUGGUUCAAAUUGCAAUGAAAUGGUUCCAUUCGAAUUCUGUAUUUGAACCACCAACUGCUGAUCAUUAUAAUUGUCCUAAUUAUUGGUGGAGGAAUUUACUGUAUAUCAAUACAUUGUUUCCGGUCGAUCAAAUGUGUAUGAUUUGGAGCUGGUAUGUCGCAGAUGAUACUCAAUUCUAUAUCGUCGGUGCUGUGAUAUUGGUUUUAGCAACGAAUCACUUCAAAAUCGCAACAUUCGCGACGAUUGCUUUGCUUUUUAGUUCCUGGUUAACGACGGGAUAUAUUGCUCUAGUGAAUAAUCACAUGCCAAGCUCCGACGACCCGUUGGCACUCUUUGACAAAAUCUACGAUAAACCAUGGACCAGAUUAGGUCCUUACCUAAUAGGCAUGUCGAUGGGAUAUUACCUGUUCAGGGUUGAUUGUAAAAUAAAAAUGUCCAAGACAACCAUCUGCGUGGGUUGGCUCCUUUCUUCUGCGUGUCUUUUGAGUUUGUUGUACGGUUUAUACGAAGCAGAACUCAGCCCUAUAAUGGCAGCUGCUUACUCCUCUUUAAGUCACAGUAUUUGGGCACUUGGUUUAUCGUGGAUCGUAAUUGCGUGCAGUACAGGAUACGGAGGAUACGUAAACAGUAUUCUGUCCGCACCAAUUCUGUAUCCAGUGAGUAGAACAACAUAUUGUGCCUACUUGGUACAUCCGCUGGUAAUCCGAUUAACAGCCAUGAACUUAGACUCGCCAUUUCAUUUAGGGAAAUAUACCAUGAUGAUUACUUUCUUUGGACAAUUAGUUCUAUCCUACUUAUUAUCGUUCAUCAUAUCGGUAUCCUUCGAAGCUCCUAUCGUAAGCAUGUUAAAGAUACUUUCUCCCAAAAAACGGAAACGCAUACAAUGA